AUGGCCUUCUUCUUACUACUGCUUAUGUCAAGUGUGAGCACGGAAGAAGUAGGCACACCAGCCAGUCUCCUCGGCCCCAGGAACUUCAAUCACCAUGCUUAUGAAGCUGGUAGCCUGCAGGGAUUGAAGUCUGCUGAACCAACGAAACAGGGACCAAUACUCUUCCCAAAUGACGGCCCUCCUCCGCCCCGACCACCACUGAUCGUAACAUCACGGCCUCUCAUCGAGUCACUGGCCAGAAGUGAACUGAACAACUCCAUAGCUGAACAGAGCCAGGUUCAAGGUGUAUACAAGCCAGUGUACUUAGCAAGAGAGAAGAAUUACAAAGCUUACAAUUUCCCUAUACCGACUAUAGUGCCUGCUACAUACGAUGACGGUGCUAUAACAUAUGAUGUUUUGAAGAAAAUCGACGAAUAUGGUGUUAGAAAUUAUGAUGAUUAUGAGGGUCAAACCGUGCUACCACCAAUCUAUAGAGUUUUAUCCGAUCAUGCGCAGCAAAAAGCGCUGAAUGUACAACGAAAAUCUAAAUUAAAGUUACUUAAUCGUUAUGAUCACCAGGUCAAAAAGCUGGACUAUUCACUCAAAAAUCAAGGAAACGACAAUGAUUAUAAUGACAACUCCGAUCCGGGAAAAAACUACGCUUUUUCCUAUACGGUGAAAGAUCAUAAAACUGGUGAUGACUUCUCACACUCUCAACAUAGCAGUGGUUCCGCCACUAGUGGGGAGUAUAGGGUUCGACUCCCGGAUGGUAGAAUGCAGAUAGUUUCGUAUACAGCCGAUGAAAAUGGCUAUAAAGCCGAUGUGAGAUACGACGAUGAAGAUAAAACAAUUGGCAAUGGUAUUGAUAAUCAUUAUAAUGAUAAACAUGAUUACAACAAUAAGCACGGCCUCGACUACAAUGAGAAAUACAACCGUAAUUAUAAUUAUGACAAUAAAUAUAAUAAUAAUGAUUAUAAUAAUAAAAAUAAUCAUAAUGAUAAGUACAGUCAUAGUUAUAACUAUAAAAAUAAUGAUAAUUAUAAGUAUAGUGAUAAUUUUAUUAACGAUAAUCGUAAGAAUUAUAAUAAUGACAAUUAUAAAGUUGACAAUGAUGAAAAAUAUAAAACACCAACCAACGAUUAUUACAAUGAAUAUUCAGACGCAUCGAAAGAAUAUUACAAUAAUGACUUUUCAACAGAAUACGAAAGUAAAAACUACGAUUAUGAACCACAUAAAAGUAAAUACGAUGCUUUUCAUAAUGUUAAAACAUCUGAUAUGAAACCUAUCAUAGUUCCAGAUUAUAAAAAAUAUGUACCAACAACAGUCAGGCCCAGUUUUGAUGAGUUGAAAGGAUUAUUUUUGGAUAAAAAUAUUUAUAGUACUGUACAGCCAACUGCAGAUUAUAAUUAUGAAAAUAAAGUGCCUUUUGAAAUUAAAGUACCGUCAACAACACCUGAUCCGUAUGACACAACAACAGAACAUGUAGUUAUAAUAGGAACAACAAAACCAACACUUUAUACUGACAUUAGGAAUAGUGUACCAGUAACUAUAACGCCUCUACCAAUAUUUUCUACAGCUAGCAAUUUCCUAUCUUCAACACCAAAAAGUUAUUUAGCAUCUACAUUAUCGCAUUUGAGAGAUAAAAUUACGUCUAUUACACAAAAGCCUAUUUUAUCUGAUAGUUUUAUUAGUAGGAUAAAUAAAUAUUUGAGUUUUAAUUAA
This is a messenger RNA of Achroia grisella, 1701 nucleotides long. It is a transcript of the gene CPR132, whose product is annotated as glycosyltransferase-like protein gnt13. Gene Ontology annotation, cellular component: extracellular matrix. NCBI's taxonomy places the organism in Eukaryota, Metazoa, Arthropoda, Insecta, Lepidoptera, Pyralidae. The coding region runs from base 1 to 1701 and encodes 566 amino acids. The record is from RefSeq and is a predicted model, not a curated record. The transcript has 5 exons.